CCACUAAGCUAAAUCGGGUUCUUCAAGAUCCAUACAGACACACAGACAAGUACACUCGCCCGUUUUCUUUAACCAACAACACAUAAGGAGAGAUCUCAUCAUCCAUCAUCAGAAAGAAAUUUAGUCAGAUUUCGAUGAUCAUUUUCAAAGGAAAUUAAGUAAAGAAUCUGAUUCUAGGUUUUACAAGAAGCCAUGGAUAAGUCAGGUGCUCUGGAGUACAUCAACCAGAUGUUCCCUACAGAAGCAUCUUUACCUGGAGUGGAGCCACUUAUUCAAAAGAUUCAGAGUGAGAUUGCUCGUGUUGAUGCAGGGAUACUGACUGCAGUUCGCCAACAGAGUAAUUCUGGUACUAAAGCCAAAGAAGAUCUUGCUGCAGCUACAAGUGCUGUUCAGGAACUCAUGCAUAAGAUCCGGGAAAUAAAAACCAAGGCCGAGCAAAGUGAAACCAUGGUUCAAGAAAUUUGUCGUGACAUCAAAAAGCUGGAUUUUGCAAAGAAGCACAUAACAACUACAAUCACUGCUCUUCAUCGACUUACAAUGCUCGUCUCAGCUGUUGAGCAACUUCAAGUAAUGGCUUCAAAGCGCCAAUAUAAGGAAGCAGCGGCUCAGUUGGAGGCGGUAAACCAGUUAUGCAGUCAUUUUGAGGCCUAUAGAGACGUUCCAAAGAUUAAUGAGCUUAGAGAGAAGUUUAAAAACAUCAAGCAAAUACUCAAAUCUCAUGUAUUCUCAGAUUUCUCAAGCUUAGGUACAGGGAAAGAGACAGAGGAAGCCAAUUUAUUGCAACAAUUAUCUGAUGCUUGCUUAGUUGUUGAUGCUUUGGAGCCUUCUGUGAGAGAAGAGUUGGUGAAAAACUUCUGCAGUAGGGAGCUUACUUCAUACCGUCAGAUCUUUGAAGGAGCUGAGUUGGCCAAGUUGGAUAAAGCUGAACGGAGAUAUGCAUGGAUCAAAAGGCGUUUGCGAACGAAUGACGAAAUUUGGAAGAUCUUUCCUUCUUCUUGGCAUGUUGCGUAUUUGCUUUGUAUCCAGUUUUGUAAAUUGACAAGAACACAACUUGAGGAUAUACUUGAUAAUCUGAAAGAAAAGCCUGAUGUUGGAACUCUGUUAUUGGCAUUACAAAGAACGAUUGAGUUUGAGGACGAGUUGGCUGAAAAAUUCAGCGGAGGCACUUGGAAUAGGGAAGCUGGGAAUGAUGUUGAGGAUGUAAAUAAAGGGGAGAGUAAUAACCAAGCUGUAAUAGACAUUCGAAAGAAGUACGAAAAGAAACUUGCUUCGCAUCAAGGAAGUGGCUCAGAGGAAAAGGAUGGCCAUAAAGACUUGUCAGUUCCUGGAGCUGGAUUCAACUUCCGAGGGAUUAUCUCAUCUUGUUUUGAACCUCACCUGAUUGGAUACGUUGAACUGGAGGAGAAAACACUAAUGGAGACCCUGGAAAAACUUGUUCAGGAUGAAACCUGGGAUACAGAGGAGGGAAGUCAGACAAAUAUUUUAUCAAGUAGCAUGCAGGUGUUUCUGAUAAUCAGGAGAAGCUUGAAGAGAUGCAGUGCAUUGACGAAGAACCAAACGCUGUUUAAUCUGUUUAAGGUGUUUCAAAGAAUUCUUAGAACAUAUGCUUCUAAACUUUUCGCAAGAUUACCAAAAGGUGGAGUGGGGAUAGUUGCAGCCGCUACUGGUACCGAUGGGCAGAUCAAGACUUCUGACAGGGACGAAAGGGUGAUAUGUUAUAUAGUGAAUACUGCAGAAUAUUGCCAUAAAACGUCUGGUGAACUAGCUGAAAACGUGGCAAAAAUCAUUGAUUCCCAGUAUGCAGAUAAAGUGGAUAUGUCGGAUGUGCAGGGUGAAUUCUCAACAGUAAUAACUAGAGCGUUGGUGACACUAGUGCAAGGUUUAGAAACCAAAUUUGAUGCUGAAAUGGCUGCGAUGACACGUGUUCCAUGGGGUACACUUGAAAGUGUUGGCGACCAGUCAGAGUAUGUCAAUAGCAUAAAUUUGAUUCUUAAUAGCAGCAUUCCUGUGCUCGGAAGUUUGUUAACUCCCAUUUACUUCCAGUUUUUCUUAGACAAGCUUGCAGCUUCUUUGGGUCCACGCUUCUACCUCAACAUUUACAAGUGCAAACACAUAUCGGAGACCGGAGCACAGCAGAUGCUGCUGGAUACUCAGGCUGUAAAGACGAUACUUUUGGAUAUCCCUUCUUUGGGAAGAACAACAUCAAGUGCCUCUAGCUACUUAAAAUUCGUCAGUCGUGAGAUGAGCAAAGCUGAAGCACUGUUGAAGGUUAUUCUAUCUCCUGUUGAUUCUGUCAGCGAUACUUACAGAGCUCUGCUUCCAGAGGGAACACCUUCGGAAUUUCAACGAAUUCUGGAGCUUAAGGGCCUAAAGAAAGCAGAUCAACAGAGCAUACUGGACGACUUCAAUAAGAACAGAUCCGGGGUUACCCAACCAUCUGUAGUUGUUCAGUCAGCUGUGCCGGCAGCACCGACAUCCCCUGCUGUUGUUGCUGCAGCUGGUAGUGCAAUCUCAACCAUGGGUAUUGCUUCUCGUGAGGAUGUGUUAACUCGAGCUGCUGCACUUGGAAGAGGUGCUGCAACAACUGGGUUCAAAAGAUUCAUUGCCCUAACAGAGGCAGCCAAGGAUAGGAAAGAUGGGCCUUUCCGCAAGCUUUUUAGUCCGUGAAAAGAAGUGUUGUCAUAUUGUGUAGAGUUUAUAUUGAAUUUGUUACUGAGGGUUAAACUCAUUUUUGAAAGUUAAUUCAGAUUUACAUCUUUUACAUGUACCUACGUGUAUAACAAAUAGGGUUAAAACUCCAAAAAGCCGUAUAAAUGUACUGUCAAAAACAAGAAAAGCAGGGGAAGUGUAUUACAUGAAUCUUAGUAGGAUAGAUAGCUCUAGGCUGAGAUUAAGACUGUUAACUUUACUUCUUCUAUUUCUGAGGUCAAAAUAGCACGACGGAUUCUUAUUCUACUUGAUCAGAA
This is a messenger RNA of Papaver somniferum (opium poppy), 2966 nucleotides long. Its product is annotated as vacuolar protein sorting-associated protein 53 A-like. The transcript is spliced from 25 exons. Lineage: Eukaryota; Viridiplantae; Streptophyta; Magnoliopsida; Ranunculales; Papaveraceae. Gene Ontology annotation, cellular component: GARP complex. The record is from RefSeq and is a predicted model, not a curated record. Bases 193 to 2667 code for a protein of 824 amino acids. Gene Ontology annotation, biological process: retrograde transport, endosome to Golgi.